AUAUGUAUUAAAGAGUGGGAGAGAAAUCAAAUCUCUCUUCUGCCAGUAGAAUCUGAGGAACAUCUACUUAGCAGACUCAUCCACAGACAGUCAUGAAAAUAUCAGGCUUUCUGCUCCUCAGUCUGAUACUGUUCUUCUUUUAUUCAGGUACUGCCCUUGAAGCACCUUCGUUUGAUUGUACAGGUUAUCCCAGAAAGUCUUGCACCUUUGACUACCGCCCCCAUUGUGGUACUGAUGGAAUAACCUACAGCAACAAAUGUGAUUUCUGCAAUGCCUAUGUCCGGCAACCCAGAAGGCUUAGCCUGAGGCACAGGGGAGUUUGCUAAAACUUUGCAGAUGCACAAGAUUAAAGAGAAUCUUACAAGAGAAUGCCGAUUUCAUGUUUUCCUAAUAUACUUAUCACCUAAAAUGUUUCUUGCCUUGUUUAUGCUCCAGUGAAACUGAGAUGUCAAUUUUAAAUAAAAUAAAGCUUUUUAUCGAUUACA
Molecule: messenger RNA, 485 nt
Organism: Sphaerodactylus townsendi
Lineage: Eukaryota; Metazoa; Chordata; Lepidosauria; Squamata; Sphaerodactylidae
Product: ovomucoid-like
Exons: 4
Coding region: 93-326 (77 amino acids)
Molecular function (GO): serine-type endopeptidase inhibitor activity; protein binding
Source: RefSeq, a predicted model, not a curated record